AUGUCGGAAGUCAAGAUGCUGCGCAUUCAAACCGACAGGUUCGGUUUGGGAAGCAUAGCUAGAAGUUUAAACAGAGAAGACGCAGAAAAGAGACGCAGGAAAUUAUCUAUUUCAGGACCCAAGGUGAGCGGCGCCACGUCAAAUCAUCUGAAAUCCACAUUUCGGUAUCCCGAUUUGUUUCUGGAUGUGUUAUACGAUUUUGAACGGAGUCUUAUGACGUCGAGCUCUAAAGAUGCUUCGGCAUAUUUGAACGUAUACCAAGGCGAAACGGUGCAAUUGGUAAAAGCGAUGGACAACAAUCUCAUCGAAGUGAAGCUACUCAGUCGAGUAGGACAGGGUCUCAUUCCUUUGCGAUGCGUCUCUGUCAACACCGCGCUUUCCAAUCCACGUUUGGCGGCUCAUUUCCUCCACGGCACCAAGUGGUCACAUCCCUCUGGCUUCGAGAACCCUUCCGAGAAAGCUGUCGCUCCAAAAUUUGACCCCAAGAAUCUUAAAGCAAGCAGUGUUGUUGAUAUCAAAGUCUCCCAUAACAGGGUCUGGUACCGGGUAGAUUGCGAGAUGCACUCUGGGGAUCGUUUCAUAUUGUGCCGCUUUUUUCAGGAUUUUUACGCUUUGCAACUGCUUCUAGUAAGAAUGCAACGCCAGAUCAAUAGUACUCUGAACCUGCCAGCCUUGCCCGAUCCAACGCGCUCACUGGCAAACGAAAACAUUAAGCUUCGUUGCAAGGAGUUUAGUGAAUACAUCCGAGUUUUGAUGGCUUUGCCAUUCUCUUCUACAAUUUUACGAGAUGGAGAGCCUCUGGGCGGUUUUCUGGCACCAAGAUCUGGAGAUCUACGACUCACGUCUAUCGGAGCGCUUUUCACGCUUUCCAAAAUGACAAGUUCGUCUUACAUCACCAUAGCUACUCUGCCGCCCAGCAAAAUUGAGCUAGCAGUCUUUCAAAACCUAACAUCUAAGUUCGCAGUCUCAAUGCCUCGAGCUAUAGGAGCCCACAAAUCACAACAACGAUCUCAGGCGCGCUCAAUGAUGGUAUCUUCAUCUCAAGACGUAAAAAUCAACAAGAUCCCCAGUGUCAGCUCAGCGCCCAGCACUCCUGUAAUGCGAAACCCCCCAAUUUUCUCAUCGCAUACCGAAACAUCCGACUUGGCGAUUAACCACAAGGAAUUGGUUAAAGUCAAGAUCUUAUAUCAUGAUGAUUGCUAUGCAAUUAAAUGUCAAGUCUCAGAAAUAGAUAAUUUGGAAAAGUUACGGGCAUUAAUUUCGGCAAAGCUCUUCAGUGACUUUUCCAUACGGACGACGACUUUCACAAUUUCUCACAUCAGUGAUCAUGGGAAAAUCGCUUUGGUGACCGAUAAUUCAGUUUACCAGAGAGUCGCUAUGUCAGUCCGGCCGUCGCUAUUCGUCGCUUUCAAUACCACACCGGACCUUGGUGGUAAGAAUCGUCGCCUAAUAUUUCGAGUUCACUCAUAG
This is a messenger RNA of Lachancea mirantina, 1470 nucleotides long. NCBI's taxonomy places the organism in Eukaryota, Fungi, Ascomycota, Saccharomycetes, Saccharomycetales, Saccharomycetaceae. The record is from the annotation of a GenBank genome assembly.